This is a messenger RNA of Fusarium poae, 4545 nucleotides long. RefSeq lists its product as uncharacterized. Gene Ontology annotation, biological process: telomere maintenance. The coding region runs from base 1 to 4545 and encodes 1514 amino acids. Gene Ontology annotation, molecular function: DNA binding. The record is from RefSeq and is a predicted model, not a curated record. Lineage: Eukaryota; Fungi; Ascomycota; Sordariomycetes; Hypocreales; Nectriaceae. The transcript has a single exon. Gene Ontology annotation, cellular component: chromosome, telomeric region.
AUGAACGACUCUCAACCCCCGACUUCCCUACUCGACAAGGGCGAGUCUAUCCCUAUUUCUGGACUCAGCCCGGACGCCCCCAAUCAAGAGAACCGAGUUGUACAUGGGACGAUAACCAUCGUAUGGCCUUUUAGUAUCAUAACCAAAUCUAUCGCAUUCCUCCUGGCCGAGCAUGACGUCCGGCUCCGGCGCGAAAAUGGACAAGUGCGCGUAAGAUUCCAUGGUGCAGCCGCAAAAGCCAUCUCAGAUGCAUCGCUAGGCGCAGGAGAUGAGAUUCGUGUGAGCCUAAAAGGCGCUCAGUGGGAGAAUAAUGAGACACAGACACAGGUUGCAGGAAGCACUCUAGCAUGGCAGCUGGAAUUCACGAAUCGCCUGGUCAUUGGUAUUCGUCAACUAAAUAUGGAACAAGAAACGCUGCUCAAUAUCGACGCCCCGGCUGCGGAACCAGAAACUGCCACGGAUGGUCAGGCAGAGCGUACCGACCCAAUCGACACAAUACCCGAAGAACCUGCCACACCAGACCCGCCAUGUCCGGAGCCCAUAUUGCCUGCGAAACGUAGCGCUACAUCGAACCUUGAUCCCUUCGAGUAUACUUCUCCCGCUUUUCUCAAACGAGCACGUGUAUCCUAUGGUUCCCUGUUUGAAGGAGGCUUGGACAUUUUCGACGAGGACAUUAGCCAGGCGACUAGGUCGAAGAAGCGCUCCCGAUUCAGUAUGCCUGGUAAUACUUGGAGAUAUACCAGUCAAUCUCCCAGUCCCGAGCCUGAUGUCCCCGAGGAAGAAGAGGAAGAAGAGCCACAAGUGAAUGGAAAUCCGCAGCCAAAUGGCGACAUUGACGACACUCAUUUGGACACGCCAUCCAGACCAGCAAUGGUUGAUCAAGGCUCCCAAACCGCAGAUGUUGACUUUACGCCCAUGGCCAGUGUCCAGGUGUUGGCCGAAUCAAGACCAACCUUUGGCUUUACACAGAUGACUCCAACGCCGUUUGCUCGAACAAAACCAUUUGGUGCAGAUAACCCCGUCAUAGAUGAGGCCCUGAAUUUUGGAGGCGACUCAACGACGUCGCAUAGCAUGCCUCCUGUAUCACAACAAAACUCGCUCAGCCAACAACCAAACACCAUGGACACAAACAUGGCUUUUAGUUUCACGCCACAGACCGUGCUCUUCCCUCAAGCUCCAGCAUUUUUCUCUGGGCAGGAUGAUGUUCCAGACUCGCCCAGUCGCGUUACGGGAGUGGAAGACUACCCGGCCGCACUCUUGGAUACUGAUCCAACCUCCUCUAAUCCUGUAGACGCCCUGAUGGGGUUUGCUGCUCAUGGGUCGCAACCCGUCGCAACUCACCAAAAUCCUUUCUCUACGGAACCAGCCCUAGACCCGGCUUUCGUUACUGCUGCGCCCUCUCAGAACCCUUGGGCUGAUGAAGAACUACCUGGAUCGCAUUCUGCGAACGCUAGCAGCGACGCUGAGAAUCCGGUGGAGAUUCUGAGCUCAUCACCUUCAAGGCAAGAAUCGAGGGCUUCAACAGAAGAUCGCCAAGUAUCUCCUUCCAGGGAAAACACAGAGAUGAAUGUAACGGCAGAUGCAUCGCCCGAGCCGACUCUCGAGGACCCAGCAAGUGAAGCCGAAUUUUACCGUGAUGGCGGUGAUGAGCCUGGGGACGACUACGAUCUCAGAAAAUACUCGCGCACGCACGAUGACGACGACGAUGUCGAAACGUCGGAAGAGGAGCGAGAUGAGAGCGAUGACGAUCCUGGAGCGCAAAUUAUGAACCCCGAGGAAGAUGAUAUGGAUGUCGAUCAAGACGUUGCAAACCAAGUAAGGUAUUCUGGUGACGUUUCCGAAGAAUACGAGGAAGAAAUGUACGAGGAACGGUUCGAGGGUGAUGGACAAAGUUAUGAAGGGUCUGGAGAUGAUGCAGAAGGUGAAUACUACUCAUAUGAGGAGGACUACACCGAUGACGAAGAAGAGGAUGAAGAGGAAGAAGCACAAACUCGCCCUCCCGCUGCACCUAUUACCCGAGAGCCUGUCUUUAUCGACCUGCUGUCGGAUUCAGAAGACGAGGAUGAACCGGCACCCAAGUCUGUGGCAGAACCAGAACCUAAGGAAGAGCUCGAAGAAGAGGUAAAGCAUGAGUCCAAAUCAGAUUCUAAAGAUGAGGCCGGAGUGAGCCCAAAGAAUGCAGAGGACACGACGCCCUUGCCAGUGCCUGAGGAAAAGGAGGAAGCUGAAAACCUUCAGGCACACGAGGAGAUGGCUGAACAAACCCAGUCUGUCCCCGGACCCGCAGAGCCAUCAACGCUGACUACAGACGAGGCGAACGAGGAUACUGAAACGAAACACGUCACUGAAGAAGAAACGACUCAAGUAGAGAAAUCAUCAGUUCCUAUGCUUCCUGCUCGGAAUAAUUCGAGUCCAGACCGCGAUGAAGAUCAUGAGGCCCCCAUUAUGUUUGAGGAAAUCAAGGCUAGAGGCGGUCCAUCGCAAAUUGAGAAGUCUGCGGAAAACCAAGAGCCUUCUACAGCAUCAAAUAAUAUGGAGAUGGACGCACCUGCACUCACGGAGGUAUCCAAUAAACCCGAGGAUGUAGCCAUUACGGUCACAGAAACUACGAGAAUAAAUUCACUUGACGAAACAACGCCUACCGUGGUUGAGGAAACCGCCGAUGCUAUGGAUGUUGAUGCAGCACUCGACGCAUCUCUAAAAGACACUAUUGAGCAAAUAGAAACCGAAAAGGUCGAGGUCAUUGAGAAUAAUGUUACCGUCAACGAAGAGGUACAAACCACGAUCACGAAUGCACAGGAAGAGACCUCAGCAAGUGUCCAGGUCAAAGCGGUCCAGGAAACAUCCCUCAUACAACUACAAGAGACCUUGGAAGAUAUUGCAGAAUCAUCGAUCAUUAACUCAACUGAAGGUCUAUCCGGCGAGGGUGACGCAGAAGCCGGCAAAACUCAAGAAUUCCACGACGCCAUGAUGCAGGACGCGCCCUCCGAAAAUGCUACUGGGAAACCAGCUAUCAACACAAUUGUGGUAGAAGAUGCGGAAGAACACUCUACCAAGGACGGCCAACUUUCACCCCCAGCAACUCAUUUCUCUCAAGUGCAAAACCUGCAAGAAGACACCAUCAAUGUCGCUGCCCAUGACCAUGGCCAGCAUCUUCUCACUCCGGGCGAAACCCAAGUGAGACAAGUUGACAUGUCUGACAUACUGCAAACUACCGCAUACAAUGACGAGACCGACGAAGAGGAUGCAAACCCAGAGGAUCAAAUAAUGGCUGAGAUACUGCAGCAUUCUCCAACCAAACAGGAUACCCAUCUACCGAUAGAGUCUGUCGCCUUUCCUCCUGCUGCCUCACAGACCAAACCAUUUACUCAGACUGAGCAGGCUGAUGAGACGCAUGAAGGGCCUGCUUCGCAAUCCGAGCCAGAGCAUGUGGCUGCUGUUGCCAAAUCCUUACGACCCCAACGCUCUAAACUAAACAGAGCGUCCGGUUACAUCGAUCAAGAGGACCCUAGUAUGGCGCUGAUAGCAGCUACGCCUGCGAAAGAAUCCGCAAACAGUGGUAGCAAGCACAGUAGCCCAGCCCCAGUCGGGCCAAGCAGCAAGACUCGCAGCAAGACUCGCAGCAAGACUCGCAGCAAGACCCACGAUGAUCCCAGCAUUCAGUUAGCGGGUGCCUUGGAGCAGUCAGAGACAAAGAACAAGCGUAAAAGAAAAGCGGCAGAUGACGAAAGCAUUACCAGUCUGGACAACAGCCCAUCCGGAACUCGACGAGUGCUGCGAUCUAUGACUGACCAUGAUGAUCUGAGCAUAUUGCUCGCGAAAGGGUCAAGCCCUCCAGCCCGGCAAACACGACCAGAUCUGAAGCGCGAGACACCUGUGCGCGAAACCCGCUCGGUAUCACGAAGUUUACGGCUGCAAGAAGAGUCGCCCGAUGCAUCAUUUGCUUCACUAAUAUCCCCGUCAAUCGCGGGUUCCUUCGCGACUGUGCCUGAGGAUGGUGAAGAGGACGUCAAGUCUCUGAAACUACGACUAGCUAAAAACUUGAGGACAGACUUUCCCGAUUUUCUGCCGCUUAAGAGCCUAAGAGGGAAUAUUGACAAAAUGACGGAUGUCCUUGCAGUGGUAACACAGACACCACCGCAACCACACCGACCAAAGCAAGGUCGUCCUCGGGGUUUCAUGCUCACCUUGACCUUGACCGAUCCAUCUACAGCACCGACUCAAGUCCGUGUAGCCAAUAUAUUCCGACCCCACCUAACCUCGCUGCCGGAAGUUGAGAGUGGGGACAUCAUCCUUCUCCGACGGGUCAAGGUGGUGUCAAUGACGGGCCGUAACUUCGGUGUCCGGUCAGAAGAUUUAUCGCCAUGGGCCGUGUUCAAGCCGAACGGUGAACAAGCUCUCAGCCAAGUCAAGGGUCCGCCGGUGGAAAUUACCCCAGAAGAGAUCGAACAUGCCAAGGGUCUACGGCAAUGGUGGAGCCUCCAGGAUGACAACGCUAUGAACAAGAUCCGGAAGGUGACCGAGAGUAAGGAAAAUGCCAAAUGA